CCCCGUGCACCCCUGAGGUUGGGGUUCACUGUCCCCCCCUGAGGUCGGGCCCCUGUCCACUGUGGCAGGAGAUCUUCACAAGCAGAGGCCCCCGAGGCGAUGCCCCGCGUCAGCCAGAAUCGGAAGGUCGGUCCCUCGUGGGGUCAGUGGGCAAGGCCUGCAGGACCCGGCGGCCGGUGCCUCGGUUUCCCCGCCUGCAGAGGUGGAGGCCCCACUGUGACUCGGGCCGUCACGGGCAGGACCGCUCACUGACCGGAAACGGAGGCCAGACUCUCGUGAAAUGUCUGGGUUUCCCCUGUGACUCUCAGGCUGCGAGACUGAAGGGGCGACGCUUGAAAAGCAGUUCAUGAGGGGCCCUCCGCUGUCAGGGGGCCUGGGGCCGUGGAGCGCAGCCGUCGGCCCCUGUCUGUGCGGCCAGGGCUGGGGUCUGACUGCUGUGGUCACUCAGUCACUCAACAACCACCUCUGUCUUCUCAGCACCAGCCCCUCUGUUCACACGGAGCCAUGUGCCGCCACCCGGGUGCCCGUGGGCAGGACGCAGGGCAGGGGCUGUCCCGGCCCCUGAAGGCCUUCUCGGAGCAGCUGCGGGCCUGCUGCCGCCCACAGACGUCCCCGGGAGGAGGAUGGGCCGGCGGGCCAGGGCGCCACCUGGUGGGCAUGAGCGGGAUGCUCCCUCUGGGCACCGGCUUUCUGAAGCCUGUGGUGCAGACCCACCUCCCGUCUCCCAGCCCGUCUAGGCGUCCACGUGGUCUCCGGUCUCCGUACCUGUGCCGGCCUCGGAGGCCCGGCCAACACGGCCAGGUGGACGCCAAGAUGUCGCUUGUCACCGUGCCUUUUUACCAAAGGAGACACAAGCACUUCGACCAGUCGUAUCGCAAUAUUCAGACGAGGUACCUUAUGAACGAAUAUGCAGCAAAAAUGCGCUCGUCCUCCCGGUCGUCCUCCCAGUCGUCCUCCCAGCAGUCUCUCACCGAGAAGUCGUCUUCCCAGCGUGCUGCCAGCCAGCAGCUGCUGCCACAGGGCACGGUCUGCAGGCUCUGCGCCAAGAGGCUGAGCUCCGAGGAGGAGGAGAGCGAGCAUGAGAACAAGAGAAGGUACGCCCUGGUCCCCUCAGGCCGCCUGGGUCACAGGUCGCAGCCCUCCCACCGGCCCCGGGACAGGGCGGGAGAGAGCGCAGGAUGGGCUGACAGGAGCCUGGAGGACAGGUACAAAAACGGCACCCUGAUCAGCCAGGCGGCGGAGCCCGGCAAGUACAGGAUCGAGAGCAAGUACGGUGUGCACACGCUGGAGAUCAACAGGGCAAACUUUGACGACACCGCCACCUACUCAGCCGUGGCCACGAACGUGCACGGGCAGGCGUCCACCAACGCGGCCGUGGUGGUGAAACGGUUCCGAGGGGAAGAGGAGCCGAUCCACUCCAUGGGGCUCCCGAUUGGCUUGCCCUUGCCGUCCGUGGUGCCGUACAUGCACUUCGACGUCCAGUUUCUGGAGAAGUUCGGGGUCACCUUCCGGAGAGAAGGCGAGACGCUCACUCUGAAGUGCACGCUGCUGGUGACGCCGGACCUGAAGCGGGUGCAGCCGCGCGCCGAGUGGUACCGGGACGACGUGCUCCUGAAGGAGUCCCCCUGGACACAGAUGUUCUUUGGGGAAGGCCAGGCCGCGCUAUCCUUCAGCCAGCUGAGCAAGGACGACGAGGGCCUCUACACCCUCAGGAUCGUGUCCCGCGGCGGCAUCAGCGAGCACCGCGCCUUCCUGUUCGUCAGAGAUGCGGACCCGCUGGUCACAGGGGCUCCGGGCGCACCCAUGGACGUGCGGUGCCAUGAUGCCAACCGAGACUAUGUCAUCGUGACCUGGAAGCCGCCCAACACGACCUCGGAGGGCGCCGUCAUCGGCUACUUCGUCGACCGGUGCGAGGUGGGGACGAACAGUUGGGUUCAGUGCAAUGACUCCCCCGUAAAAAUCUGCAAGUACCCCGUGACGGGGCUGCUGGAAGGGCGGUCGUACGAGUUCCGCGUCAGGGCGAUCAACAGCGCGGGCGUCAGCCGGCCGUCCCGAGCCUCGGAGGCUGUGGCUGCCCUGGACCCUGCUGACCUCACCAGGUUACAAGCCGUCCGUUUGGGGGAAGAUAAAGAAAUUGUGAUCUAUCAGGAUGACCUGGAAGGCGACGUGCAGAUCCCGGGGCCGCCCACCAACGUGCACGCCUCAGAGGUCAGCAGGACCUAUGUGGUCCUCAGCUGGGAGCCCCCCGUCCCCCGGGGCAAGGAGCCCCUGACCUACUUCAUUGAGAAGUCCAUGGUCGGGAGCGGCAGCUGGCAGCGAGUCAAUGCCCAGACAGCGGUCAGGUCGCCGCGCUACGCCGUCUUUGACCUCGCGGAGGGGAAGCCCUACGUGUUCCGCGUUCUGUCUGCAAACAAGCACGGGCUGAGCGACCCGUCGGAAAUCACGCCCCCCAUCCAGGCCCAGGACACCAUAGUCACCCCCUCUGCGCCCGGCCGGGUCCUUGUAUCCCGGGACACAAAGACGUCGGUCGUGGUGGAAUGGGACAGGCCAAAACACCAAGAGGACCUACUCGGCUACUACGUGGACUGCUGCAUGGUGGGAUCCAACGUCUGGGAGCCCUGCAACCACAAGCCCAUCAGCUACAACAGGUUCGUGGUGCACGGCCUGACCACGGGCGAGCAGUACAUGUUCCGCGUGAAAGCGGUGAAUGCCGUGGGGACCAGCGAGAACUCGCAGGAGUCGGACGCCAUCAAGGUCCAGGCCGCGCUCACCAUGUGGGCUCCACGGAGCUCCGCACAGGGCUGCACACAGUCAGGAGGUUCUGUGACUGUCCGCCAUGUGGGCUCCACGGAGCUCCGCACAGGGCUGCACACAGGAGGUUCUGUGACUGUCCGCCAUGUGGGCUCCACGGAGCUCCGCACAGGGCUGCACACAGGAGGUUCUGUGACUGUCCGCCAUGUGGGCUCCACGGAGCUCCGCACAGGGCUGCACACAGGAGGUUCUGUGACUGUCCGCCAUGUGGGCUCCACGGAGCUCCGCACAGGGCUGCACACAGGAGGUUCUGUGACUGUCCGCCAUGUGGGCUCCACGGAGCUCCGCACAGACCUGCACACAGUCAGGAGGUUCUGUGACUGUCAUGUGGGCUCCACGGAACUCCGCACAGGCCUGCACACAGUCAGGAGGGUCUGUGACUGUCAUGUGGGCUCCACAGAUCCCACCACAGACCUGCACACAGUGGAGGGAUUGACCGAAGGCGCAUCCUAUGAGUUCAAAAUCGCUGCCAGCAACCUGGUGGGCAUCGGGCAGCCCUCGGACCCCAGCGAGCUCUUCAAGUGCGAGGCCUGGACGGCGCCGGAGCCGGGUCCCACGUACGACCUGACCUUCUGUGAGGUCAGGGACACCUCGCUGGUGCUGCUGUGGAAGGCCCCCGUGUACGCGGGCAGCAGCCCCGUGUCCGGCUACUUCGUGGACUACAAGGAGGAGGGCUCCGAGGAAUGGACCACCGUCAGCGAGGCGCCCACGGCCCAUCGCUACUUAAAGGUGUGUGACCUUCACCAGGGUCAGAGCUACGUCUUCCGCGUGCGGGCAGCGAAUGCCAGUGGCGUGGGGAAGCCGUCGGACCCGUCGGAGCCAGUGCUCCUGGAGGCCAGGCCGGGCACGAAGGAGGUCAGCGCGGGGGUGGACGAGCAGGGCGACAUCUACCUGAGCUUCGACUGCCCGGAGAUGACUGACGCCUCCCAGUUCACCUGGUGCAAGGCCUACGAGGAGAUCGCCGAUGAGGACAAGUUCCGGGUGGAGACCGUCGGGGACCACUCGAAGCUGUACUUCAAGAACCCGGACAAGGGGGACCUGGGCACCUACGCGGUGUCUGUGAGCGACACGGACGGGGUGUCGUCCAGCUUCGUGCUGGACGAGGCAGAGCUGGAACGCUUGAUGGCGCUGAGCAACGAGAUAAAAAAUCCCACCGUCCCGCUCAAAUCCGAGCUGGCCUACGAGGUGUUCGAGCACGGCCAGGUGCGCUUCUGGCUGCAGGCCGAGCAGCUGUCCCCCGACGCCAGCUUCCGGUUCGUGAUCAACGACCGGGAAGUCUCCGACAGCCCGACGCACAAAAUCAAGUGCGACAAGUCAACCGGCAUCAUCGAGAUGGUGAUGGACCAGUUCACGGUGGAGAACGAGGGCACCUACACGGUGCAGAUCCACGACGGGAAGGCCAAGAACCAGUCCUCCCUGGUGCUCAUCGGGGACGCGUUCAAGGCUGUCCUGGACGAGGCUGAAUUUCAGAGGAAAGAAUUUCUCAGGAAACAAGGCCCCCACUUUGCCGAGUACCUGCACUGGGAUGUCACUGAGGAGUGUGAAGUCCGCCUGGUCUGCAAGGUCGCGAACACCAAGAAGGAGACGGUGUUCCGGUGGCUGAAGGACGACGCCCUGUACGAGACGGAGAGCCCGCCGGACCUGGAGCGGGGCGUCUGCGAGCUGCCCCUCCCCAAGUUGUCCAAGAAGGACCACGGGGAGUACAAGGCGACCUUGAAGGACGACAGAGGUCAGGAUGUGUCCACGCUUGAGAUAGCCGGCAAAGUGUACGAGGACAUGAUCCUGGCGAUGAGCAGAGUCUGUGGCUUGUCUGCUUCUCCCCUGAAGAUACUGUGCACCCCGGACGGAAUCAGACUGCAGUGUUUCAUGAAAUACUUCACCGAGGAGAUGCACGUGAACUGGUACCACAAAGAUGCUAAGAUCGCGUCCAGCGAGCACAUGAGGGCGGGCGGCAGCGAGGAGAUGGCAUGGCUGCAGAUCUGCGAGCCCACGGAGAAGGACAAAGGGAAGUACACCUUCGAGAUCUCGGAUGGCACAGACAACCACCAGCGCUCGCUCGACCUGUCCGGCCAAGCCUUCGACGACGCGCUGGCGGAGUUCCAGCAGCUCAAGGCGGCUGCUUUUGCAGAGAAGAAUCGUGGCAAGGUGAUCGGUGGUUUACCUGACGUGGUGACCAUAAUGGAAGGCAAGACCUUGAACCUGACCUGCACGGUGUUCGGAAACCCCGACCCCGAGGUGGUGUGGUUCAAGAACGACAAGGACAUCGAGCUCAACGAGCACUUCUCGGUGAAGGUGGAGCAGGCCAAGUACGUCAGCAUGAGCAUCAAGGGCGUGACCUCUGAGGACUCGGGCAAGUACAGCAUCAACGUCAAGAACAAGUACGGGGGCGAGAAGAUCGACGUCACGGUCAGCGUGUACCAGCACGGGGAGAUGAUCCCUGAGGUGCAGCCGCCCCAGCAGGCCACACCCAAGCUCAUCCCCGCUUCCGCCUCCGGCCCGUCCCAGUGAGGCCGCGCCCGCCGUCGGGGUGCUGUGUGCUGUGCCCAGUGCUGUGUGCCGUGCCCAGUGCGUGUCGCCAGCUGAGUGUCCCCACGCGUGGUCUGAGAGCGAGCCCACGCUCCGCGUGUUUAGCUUUGGCAUUUGUUCAGUAUGGUCUAGGGCCCACAAGGCCGGAAGCCAAGGGCUCUGUGCGGCGUCCUGUCCACGCCCAGGGGUGGACUCCUAGUGCCGACAAGACCCAGCAGCCCUGGCUCCUGGCUGGAGCCCUUUAUGUUGUGCUACCGGCCACUGUGUUUUCUCUUGCUUCCAACUAAUAAAACUUUAUGAGG
Myotis davidii is the source of this 5639-nucleotide messenger RNA. RefSeq names its product myomesin 2 (gene MYOM2). Lineage: Eukaryota; Metazoa; Chordata; Mammalia; Chiroptera; Vespertilionidae. The record is from RefSeq and is a predicted model, not a curated record. The transcript has 36 exons. The coding region runs from base 505 to 5319 and encodes 1604 amino acids. Gene Ontology annotation, molecular function: protein binding.